UUGAAAAUCAAGUAGUUGUGGCUUGGUAUUCGAUAAUCCAUUUUUGAGGAGAAACUACGGCCUCAACAAAUCCGGCUCCUUGUCUGCACAAAUUUUUCAACUUCUCAAAAUCCAUUUCAGUGCCUAUGUUUUUCUUUGCAAAGAACAGGACCCUAUGUAUGUAAAUAUAUUAAUGGUCGGCAAUUUAGCGACGUUAAUGUGGGACUACUUACUGAGGUCAGAAGAUGGUUACAAAUUUGUAUGAGGAACUUGUUAGAACUUGGGAUUAGGAACUCACACCUCAAUAAUACCGUUCUUGUGUAAGCUCAUUAGAUUCUGAGCUAUGAAUUCGCUUUUGGUUACUACCACAACUGAAAAACAGGUUGAUGCCGCAAUUGUCUGGGAUCCUUUAGGAGGAAACCCAGUCGCUAGUUUAUCUGGUGAUAUGGCUUUGAAAUCGUCUAUCACCGGGUACUUCGGAGGUGUAGCUUGUGCAGCUGCCAGGAAACCUAUUAUACAGACUUGGAAUUUUAAUAGUGCUACCUCAGCGCACAAAAAUAUUUUGACGAAAGGAUUAGUUAAUGCUUUUGUUUUCACCCCCGAUGGAAAUUAUAUUAUCGUUGCAUUUGAUCGGGAAAUUUAUGUAUACCAGACUGUGAGUGGAUGCCUUAUGGGUGUUUUAGAAGGAUCCCAUUCUGCAAGAAUAUGUGAAAUGAAACUAUCCAAAUGGAAUUCAAACGGGCCAGCGUUUCUUGUUUCCGCUGAUAUAUCUGGGUUUCUAGCUUGUUGGUCCUUGGGGAGUCUUAUCAACGGACUAAACAUGAUGAGUACACAGAGUGUUAUUGAAGUUGAGUCUCACUCAAAUGCCAAUCUAUCAAGUGCCAAACAUCUUCCGCUCUGGUAUGUUAUUCAAGCAAGUACUAGUCAUCCUAUAUGUGCAGUUAUGGAUGAUAUAGUUGUCGUGGGUGGAUCACAAGGUCUUAAGAUAUAUGCUUUGUAUGAUGGUUGUAUUCUUGGAUCAUUACUCACAAACGUUUCUGGUGGGCUGUUAAGCCUUUGUCCUUCACCUGACAACAAUGGAAAUCUGUUUUGUGGUGGGAAUGAUGGUUUACUAUACACUGCUUAUAUACAAUCUCAAAGGGGUUGUUAUUCUGCAGAUAAGGAAAUACAUCGUUGUUUCUCUGACUCCAGUUUUUCAGCUUCACAAAAAGCAAUAAUUAUGAUGGCGAUGGAUCCGAAUUGUGAAAUGUUAGUGGUAGGUGCGCGCUUUGGGCUAAUUGAAAUACUAAGACCUGACUCGUUACUCACUUGCAUACAGCGGUUCUCAGUGUUCAAUCCGUCUAUAACCAACGAUUCAACAAAUACUUGUUUGACAGGUUUAUGUUUAAUACCUCGCCCUGAUUGGUUAUCUAAUACAGUUGGAAUAGAAUCAGUUGAUGCUAAAACUUCAUCCAAUUCCGAUCUUUAUACAGAUCAAAAUGGAGGUUUGAACUCUUCUAAUCCUCGGACAUGUUUUAUUGAACCAUUCAAAUCCCACUUUGGUUGGAGGCUUGAUGAUACAGUGUGUGUCCGCAUAUCUGAAUUAGCAGAGAGGUCGAAUUUUUCAUCAGAAGAAGCAAGCAUCUUUAUGGAUGAUUUUUACCCUGUUUCAGGUAUUAGCCAAAUAAAACUUGACAGCUUGGGAAGUGAAGAGCAUAAAGUUUUAAGACAAGAAAUUGAUCGCGUUACUGCAUCCAAUCGCGAGCUACUUCGAAGACUUGUCAAUUUUGAAUUGAGAUCGUCAGUGUGAUUUUUUAUGAAAUGUACAAAAUACACUUUUCCAUGAAAGAAGCGUAGCCCUUAGUUGUGAUAUUUUCAUUCUUGUUUCUUGUCGUCAUUACUUGACUUAGUGCACAUACUUGGUAUCUUCAGUAUCAAUGAUUUGUUUGAAUCUAGAUGUAUGCUACGAUAAAUAGAUUGCGUUAAAACACAGUCUAGGUCUUAACCCUGUACUUUAUGAACCAUCAGAGAUCAAUGACAGGCAUAAAAAGUGGGAAAAUCACUUCUUUAACUUCAAAUAGUCUAUUUUCUUUCGAAUUGAUUCUGUCCAUCGGAUCUUUAUACUGUAACACCGGUUUAAACUUGCCCCAUAAAUUUUAUUAUAGCAACUUCC
Messenger RNA from Schistosoma margrebowiei, 2131 nucleotides. The record is from the annotation of a GenBank genome assembly. NCBI's taxonomy places the organism in Eukaryota, Metazoa, Platyhelminthes, Trematoda, Strigeidida, Schistosomatidae.